GAUCUUUCACUCAAUGCGCAACCCUCCACUACAAUGAGAGGAAAUCACUCGCAUUUGCAACCAAAUUUCACACUACACGACUAAAGUGAAUAUAUUUGGUAACUGGCUGGUAAAUGUUUACAUUUCACUCACCAGUAAUUGUGUAGUUUUAGUUGUGAAGUGUUCAGUAGCGAGAUCCUUUAACAGCGUGUUAAAGUUGUUCCGUGUAGUGUGUGUCCAAAGAGGAGAUCCACGCAUCCCAUUUGUCAUUGAAUACUGUCUCUUUUAAUACUCUCUGUUCUUUACAGUCAGUUAUUGAUCAAAAACAACUACAAAAAAACAAUUAAUUCUAAUCAUGCAUGGCACAUAUGAGGUAAAGCCAUUCGAGUCCUCUCUAGUUAACAUGCACUUAUUUAAAGGCACUGUUUACAUAAAUGCCAUUUUUUUGUUAAAGAGACAGUACUGGUUUUAGCACGUGUUCAACAAAUCAAUGUAAAUACUUGUAAAUAGUACAAAUAAUGCAGUUUAACAAUAAAUAUGUAACAAAAAUAAUAUAUGAAUAUAAUAUCUUAUUUAUUGAUUGAAUACAUUUAUUUGUUCAUUUAAAAAAAAGCCAAAAUGUGAACAAAAUGAAGAAAAAGUAAUCAAAUAUAAUUAGUAAAAUUAAUACUUUCCUUAUGAACCUUGUUAAAAGUCCCCUGUAUAAUUAACCGCAUUAGCUGGGAGAGAAUGUUUUUUAUAUGUAAGCAAAAGGGACAUUAUAACUGAAAUAAAUCAAUAUUAAAUCAAAUCUAAAUCGAAUAUAUUUCAGAGCUUGUGAAUUGGAAUCAAACUGAAUUGGGAAAUCUGUAUCAAUACCCAGCCCUAGUCCAGUGGUAUCACUCUUAUUUAGCAUGUAAGGGGACCAGGGUUCAAAUCCAGGGUUCAGAUUUCUAGGCUGCGAUUUGCAGAGACAAUCCCCUGGGGCUGUAUUCGAGCCCAGCUGUUUACACUGAUCUGUUAUUUUCCAUCUAAUGAGUAGCACACAUCCAUAUACACGUGCAUAAUAUAUACACGUGCAUACACAGGUCGAAACUCAUUCUGCUGACAUCCUCUCUGUGGGCCUUUCAGCAGACUGUGCAAAAUAUUCAUGUGAAGUCUCAAACUCAAUAUAGGCGUUUGUUCUACAUCAUGACUGACAUCUACACCAGAGGCAGAUUAGGACUGUUGCCCAUGAUCUGGGAUGAACAGGAACAUACUGAAUGUACCAUUAGGAGAUGCAACAGAGAUUUGAGGUUUCUUAGUGACAAGAAAGAAAUAGAAAGACAGCUUCUUAGCCUUGAGAGAGUUGGUUGGUUUUAAAUAAUGCUCUUUGUUGGGGCCUGGAUAGCUCAGCGAUUAAAGAUGCUGACUAUCACCCCUGGAGUUGCAAGUACGAAUCUGGGGCAUGCUGAGUGACUCCAGCCAGGUCUCCUAAGCAACCAAAUUGGCCCGGUUGCUAGGGAGGGUAGAGUCACAUGGGGUAACCUCCUUGUGGUCGCAAUAAUGUGGUUCUCGCUCUCGGUGGGGCGCGUGGUGAGUUGUGCUUGAAUGCCUUGGAGAAUGGUGUGAAGCCUCCAUACGUGCUACGUCUCCGCGGUAACGUACUCAAUAAGCCAUGUGAUAAGAUGCAUGGAUUGACGGUCUCAGACUUGGAGGCAACUGAGAUUCGUCCUCCGCCACCCGGAUUGAGGCGAGUCACUACGCCAUCACGAGGACUUAGAGCGCAUUGGGAAUUGGGCAUUCCAAAUUGGUGAGAAAAGGGGAGAAAAUAAUAAAAUAAAUAAAUAAUGCUCUAUGCAUAGAGCUAUACAUGAAAGCUUUGUUCCCAAGCCAAUUCCAGUGGUGAAAUUUCAUGUUGUGAUAUCUCUUUCUAGCUAUCCAUCCAAGUGAUGUAUUUUUCACUUGAGUGCUGAGUUGUUGUAGAGUGUUGGCAUUGAUCGAUUACUUUUUGCUUGUUGUAACAUGAGCCUGUUUGAACUGUAUGCUAGAUGUUUACCCAUGCGUAGAUGAAGGCAAACAUGGCUUAAUAAAAAGAUCUCUCUCUCUCUCUCUCUCUCCCACACACACUCUCUCUCUCUCUCUCUCUCUCUCAAGGUAUUUCAGUCUUAUAACUGUAAAUUUAUUUCAGGGAAUAAUCUCACCAGUCUCGCAAUGAGCACAGACUCUUUCUUCUUUUUGAAGUCAUGUUUGUCUGUGUCUGCCUUGUUCUGUUGCUAGACUAGAGGUCAGUGAGCCUGUAUUUGGUAAGGAUCCUUCUCUACUUCGGAUCUCUGACGAUGGAUGGAUAUUCUGCCAGAUCUCUCUCUCUCUCUCUCUCCCUGUCUAUGCCUCUGUCUUUCUAAUUACUCUAUUGGCUUCUUGGUCUCUUUUUCUUUCCCUCUUUCUGUUUCUCUGUCUCUUCUUUCCCAGGCUCUCCCAAGUGGGCCAAGUUGUUAUUUGCACGUCUUGGGUGCAGAAGGGGAGGGGCUUGCUUGAAGGGGAGAGAGAACUCUCUAGCACUGAAAGACUAGGCUGAAACAUUGAUUGGUUCUCAUACUGUUGCCAUGGUGGCAGGUCGCUCUCCUCAUUGCAACCAAAUGGUGUAUAACUUUUCAUUAGCAUCCCAGAAUCCCACUGUUUUGAUGACAACAGAUAGGAAGUGAGGUAUUGUUAUGUCAGUUAUACUGUUUAAAUGCUUUAUUUUCUAAAACAGUUCUUGGCCCAGAACACAUUCUUCUGCACUGGAGAAUGUCUCAUCAUACAAGAGCUGUCUUGGACAUCGAUUGUGUACUCAUUGCCAGUUUGUGGCUACCUAUAGCCAUCUGUGACAGAGCUGAGGAGCUAAAUCACUCUGAACCUUGUGUCACAAUGUCUGAACUAUUCUGAAUAGUCUACUGAUGAAAAUAAUUUGUCUGUUUCAUUAAUUAAACUUAUCUGUUUCUGUCAGAUCCACAGUUAACCAAGUAGGUGGAGUUGCAGGCCGGAAAUCUCCAAAUGGGGGUGGAAUCUCCCAAAUAGAGUGUGGCUUCUCCAUAAGGGGGUGGUUCAACUUCAAAAGGGGGCUACACCUCCACAGACAGUUAGGUUUAGGGAAAGGGUUAGGUAAGGGGCUCCCUCCCUAUAUCUUUGCUGGCAGUUUGGAGCUCUCGCCCCUUUUUGGAGCUGUUUUUUGGUCUGAUGAGUCCACAUUUCAAAUAGUUUUUGAAAAACCCAGCCGUCGUGUUCUCCGGGCCAAAGAGGAAAAAGACCAUCCAAGCUGUUAUUAGUGUCUGGCCCAAAAGCCAGUGUCUGAAUGGGCCAGGGGUGUGUCAGUGUCCAUGGCAUGGGUAAUUUGCACAUCUGUGAGAACACCAUGAAUGCAGACAGAUAUGUACAAAUUUUGGAGCCAUUUUGGUUACUGCCAUCCAGUACCGUCUUUUCCCUUUUCCCUGCAUUUUCCAGCAGGACAACUUCAAGCCACAUACUGCCCGGAUUACAAGUGCAUGGCUGUGUAAGCAGAGAGUGUGGGUGCUAGAUUGGCCUGCCUGCAGUCCUGACUUGUCUCCAACUGAGAAUGUGUGGUGCAUUAUGAAGCACACCAUACAGCAACGAAGACCCCGUACAAUUGUGAAUGGGGGAAAAUUCCACUUUCUAAACUUAACAAGCUUGUGUCUGCUUAGGAAAUUCCUGUGGAUGGGAACCUCUCUGCAUCCUCUGUCUUCCACAUGACCCCACUCUCCCGCUGCUCUCAGCUCCUUUGAAAACACAUAACAUUCUCCAACCUACACUGUCAGAAUGACAUCCACUCCACAGAUUCUGGCCUUUAAGCUCUCCCCACUCUCUCAGGAUGGGAGUCCAGAGCGUCUGUUCAGCUGUGAUGAGGACUUUGAACGACAGUAUGAGGUGGUUCCGUCAGUCGUCUGCUCCAUGUGUUGUCUCUUUGGCAUCAUCUACUGCUUCUUCGGGUACCGCUGCUUCAAGGCCGUAAUGUUCCUCACAGGUCUAUUGUUUGGCUCCAUCAUCAUUUUCAUGCUCUGCUAUAAGGAGAGGGUCAUGGAUACUCAGCUAAGUGUGGAGGCCAGUGUGGGCAUUGGCCUGGGCAUUGGCACCCUGUGUGGCUUGGUCACUAUGCUGGUCCGCAGUGUGGGGCUUUUUAUGGUCGGACUUCUCCUGGGUUUGCUGGUGGCCCUUGCCUCUCUGGUGGUUCUGGAAGAGUUUUACCACCCACGGACAGUGUGGCUUCCCCUGGGUGUGCUGCUAGGAUCGGGCAUGCUGUUUGCCAUACUCACGUUGCAAUGGCAGCGCUGUUUCACUACCCUCUCCACUGCCGUCUUUGGAUCAGCUGUGGUUACUGUGACUGUGGAUUAUUUUGUCGAGCUGUUCGCUUUGACAUUAUACAUCUACGAGAGGGUGAAGGUGGAUCCACCUCGCCCUGUGUGCUGGUUCACGUGGGUGGUCAUGGGAGUUUGGCCCGUGCUGGCACUGCUUGGUGUUCUGAUUCAGUGGAAGGUCACGGCUGAAGGAUAUUCACACACAGAAGUCUUCAUCAGUCACCAGCAGAGACGAGUGCAGUUAAUGCGAAUUCGUCAGAAGGAAGAAAGGAAAGAAUGUAAAAAGAAGAAAAAAAAGCCACAGACACUGCCACCACAGCAACAAAAGUACCACCACCCCCCUCAGUCCAACCCUCUCCCCCCCAACCCUCCACCCAAACUCCAGCACCCAGAGCCCACCCACCGCCGGAAACCCAACACCAUUCGCCGCUUCGAUGGAGAUGUACUAUCUCCAAGUUACAUCCAGAACUUUCGUGACAGGCGUGUGGACAUGAGGGGCUACUCUCAUGACAGGUUGAUUGGCGGCUCACACGUUGUAGAUUUGGACUAUGACUAUGGCUCCCAAGUGCCCCUAACAGCCCAUACAGGCCCUGCACUGAGAAGUUGAUCCCAUUCCCCUACUGAACAGGAGAUGCACAGCAGCAACCAAUCUGAGAACCAAGAACAUUCUGGCCGGAUCAAAUCAAAUGACUCAAGGGACCAUCAUAGCCGAAUCGUUUUGCCAUGAUCCCAUGCAUUUUUGCUAAGUUAGUGUGAUGCUGGAAAGGUUGCAUCAAAUGGAUCGUUUACCUAUAAUGAGUGUAAUUAUUUGCACACCACUGCCUAGAAGUGCUCUGUUCUUCUGCAUUUAACCAUUUUAUACUGCUAAAGGUAGAUGUGGAACAGAAUGUGUGUCUGCCCCUCUGAGGCUGUACUUCUAUCCAUAAUUAGACUGUCUCCCUCUGUCCAGGAAGAACAGCCUCAUUACCACAGCAGCCAUUUUUAAGAAGGUACAUUAUGUUCAAUCCAAACAUUGGACCAGAUGCGGCCUUGACUUUCAAGCAACUAAGCUGCCAUAAAGCAUGCAUGGGUUCUGCAGGAGAGACUAUUCAUACUAUAUCUAGUUUAAAGAUUCAAACUUCUGUCUGCUCUGUUCAUUUAUAACCUGUUGGACAUGUUUAAGAUAACGUGAUGUUUACAGCACAGGCAGGGAAGUGCGUACCAUUUUAUAACGGUUUCAAAUGGCUUUAUCUGCUCUGUGUCAGGACCUACGCAAUUUCUCUCGAACCAUGUAAGGUGAAAACAUUCUCUAAUCAGCCUGAGCCUAUUGCUGAAACCACAAAUAAUGAAAUGUCCUGUGUGUUUAUCUUUGUCAGCUAAUGCAUGUGGGAAAAAGUGCCACCAUUAAUUAUUUGUGAAGUAGCGAUGCAUUGCUUUUUUUUUUUAAACUCUUGUUAGAUUUCCCAUUUAUAUCCAUUUAAGGCAUAGUUAAAAGUAUUUAGGGACUGUUUGCGUGGCUCCCAGUUAAAUCUCAGGGGCUGUGACAGCAGGGGGGAGGCCUAACAAUGUAACUGUGAACACUAAGAUUUUGUAUGGAUGACUAAAAAAGUGUCCUUGUCUACAGUGAGAGUUUUGAAAGUGACUGAGGGACUAAAGAAAGAUGCCUAGGAAGGAUGGAAGAGAUUUAGAAUGGUGGGAUAUUGUGUAUUCCUGUGUGUCUGUAUGUGUAUUUGAGUUUGUAUGCAGAGAGAGAGGAUAUUUUGUGCGUGGUGUGUGUAUGUGUAAGUGUGUUGAAAGCAUUUGCGCAUACUGUGAGUCUGUGGAAGAUUGGCAGCAGGGUUAAGUCUUAAUUUCUGAUUUACCUUUAUAUUUGGAUGCAGAGUGAUUUCACACCCAGUUUCUCCUCUCUGUUUAUCUGGGCUGUAAGAGCAGUGAAGUCACAGUCUAAUCUCUUGCUCACUCUGGAGUAGUGAAAGUGCUCAAAGGCUUAAAUUCCUUUCUGUUUACCAUGUCUUUUAAAGGGACAGCUUGGAUCUCUUGUAAAUUUGUGUACAUUUUAUAUAUAUAUAUAUAUAUAUAUAUAUAUAUAUAUAUAUAUAUAUAUAUAUAUAUAUAUAUAUAUGCUAACAAUUCUGUAUUAUUGCUAGUGCUUUGAUUAAUAUUUUUCUUGUUUUUUUCUUUUUCUUUCUAAUCAGUGGUUACAUCUGUGUACUGAAGAACUGUCAUUUUGACCAAUGUGUCAUAUUGAUAGUCAUUUGUAAUUAUAAUUUAUUUCUAAUUUAUUAGAUAAGGACGUCAAGUGGAACUCUGUGUGUAAUUAAAUGGAUGU
Molecule: messenger RNA, 6597 nt
Organism: Myxocyprinus asiaticus (Chinese sucker)
Lineage: Eukaryota; Metazoa; Chordata; Actinopteri; Cypriniformes; Catostomidae
Product: transmembrane protein 198-B-like
Exons: 5
Coding region: 3754-4896 (380 amino acids)
Biological process (GO): positive regulation of canonical Wnt signaling pathway
Cellular component (GO): plasma membrane; cytoplasmic vesicle
Source: RefSeq, a predicted model, not a curated record